Nasonia vitripennis (jewel wasp) is the source of this 4584-nucleotide messenger RNA. RefSeq names its product dipeptidase 1. Gene Ontology annotation, biological process: proteolysis. The coding region runs from base 1986 to 3533 and encodes 515 amino acids. NCBI's taxonomy places the organism in Eukaryota, Metazoa, Arthropoda, Insecta, Hymenoptera, Pteromalidae. The record is from RefSeq and is a predicted model, not a curated record. Gene Ontology annotation, molecular function: metallodipeptidase activity. The transcript has 19 exons.
AACGGCGUUUUGGGAUCUAUGGAUCAAGCUGACUCGAAGAGACUCGACAUCGAGACGCUGCGUUGCAUCAGGAUUUUUUCUCUUGAAGAGCUGAGCUGGUCGAGGACAAGCUGUUCGAGAUGUUCCUCAAACUGACCGACGUCGGCGUGAAGAAGAGCCUGGACAGCCUGAGGGAGAAGCCCGAGAAGAAGCGCUAUUAUAAAUUCUACAGCGCUAUUAUAAAUUUAGCCGCUGUAUCAUGAGCGAGGAGACAUCCACAACGCCUAAUAUAAAUCAACAAUAUUAUAGCAUAAGUAUAAAUGUCGCAAUAAAUGAUACGAGCCCGUAUUGCGACACGAAGUCAUGUACGAUUCCUCAUUGAAUUUCCCGCGAGAGUACAGCCUCUUCGAACGACAGUCGUAUCUCCGGAUGACACCGUUCCCCGCUGCUCGAAAUAAAGCGGAGCUUUUACGCGGCGGGACGCUUCGGAUAUUUUCGAAUAAAGUCUGGCACGAGAAUCAUACGAGCGGCGCAGUUAAGUCGAAACUGGUCGAGGGAGUGAAUGCGCCGAACCACUUCAGUCAUCGACGAGCUUAUCGAACAAUGCCGAGUUCGUCGUCACGCUGCCUGGAAGUGUUCCGCCGGAAGUCCCAUGAAUCCGGUCCACCAAGUGCAUUCUGUGGCGACUGCCUCCUCUCCGUCGGAGCAUCGAUAGAUAUAAUUGACCAGCUGUCUCGGCUCUGUACUUGUGUCUGCGACGUUCAUUUCGUCGAUCAGGGCAGGUGAUCGAUAGGAAUCGCCAUGAACCUUCGUGUAUUCAGGAUUUGAAGAGGAAGAAAAUAGUGAUGUGAUGGCAAAUAUUUACAGCCAGAUGGAAUGAAGUGUGCUGACGGAGGACUGAGCAAACUAAAGAUGAUUUGAAAAAUGUCGUCGCGCCCGCUGCAGGGAUGCUUGUUUGUUUUUAAUGUUUGCAGUUCUGUAUGGGAGUUUUCAGUUCUAUCCAGUUCACCAAAGGAGCUUGCAGGAGAACAUCGGACUCUGGCCGAUCAGACACCCGUCGAUAAGUGGAUACCCCGUGGGCUGAUAGAGGACACCUCCUACUUCAGAUCUCUCGCAGACUUUUUCCUUCUGCAGUAAUGCUCGCGCGCAGAGUACAAUGAGACAAGCUCGCGGCGACUCGUGGCGCGAGCUAUACAUCAGAGGAGCGGCGAUCCCGUUGGCUGAAUAAUUCAUGCGACGCAGAGACAGCACCAGCUGCAGCACGUGGUCUCUUUGUGCGAAGCGCAAAGUAUGCGAAGUGCGCGUGCCGCUGACAGCUUCCCACUGCUGCUCCCGUCCAACUUCACGGCUGCGAGAAAUUGCAAUACGAUCGCUCUCCGCCGGGGCUGUGCUGCCGGAGAAGAGGACGUUUUGUUUUCCGCGAAGCUGCUUCUGCUGGAAAUUAUUCUUACGAGCGAGCAUGGGAUUUCCAAGAAGCUCGUAUACGUCGUCGAUUCUUCUCUGCGACUUUGGCAAUAACGUCCUCGGAGAAGGAGCUUGAAUGGUAAAUGCGGCCGAGAGGUGCUGACUAGACGUCUCUUCGAAACUAAACUCGACGAAGGUCUGGAGCGAGAAUCACCCGAGCGGCUCACCAAAGUCGAAACUGGUUGAGGUUGUGCAUGCGCCGAACCACUUUGGAGCCAUCGGCACGCCAUCGAACAAUGCUGAGUUCGUCGAGUCCCUUCGAAGUGUACACCGCAGAAGUCCCGCAUGAAUUUGGUCUAUACAAGUACAUUCUGCGGUUUAACCCCUCUACUGUCUGAGCAUCGAUGAAUAUAAUUGGCAAGCUUUCUCGUACAGCCAUUUCGAGAAUUCCGGUAUAACAAAGCUUUCGGAGGAUAACCUUACGAUCACAGCCCAAGAAGACGUUCAUUAUCAAAGCCUGCAAGCUCGAGAGCUUCGAUCCAGCUACAACAAUAGCAGAAAGAGCAACAGCAGCAGAGCAAACAGAACUUGCAGGCGGGAGAAUGCAAUGCAUUACAUCAUCUCGUUUGGGCGCCGCCGCGGCUCUCACGUGCCUGCAACUUUCGUCGCCUGAAUUAAUGAGGAAAGUGCCAAACGCAGGCGCCGUAGCCUCCGUCACUCCGCAGCAGCUUCUACGCCGUCCGCGUGAACCCCUCGAGCUUCUGUGCGCUAUACCGGACACCUCGAAGCAGCAGCAGCAGCAGCAACACCAACAGAUACAGCUGCACGAGGAUAAGCCUGCCUCUACGGCCGAAGAAACGACGCCGGGGGUAGAAGGGCGCAAAGGAGCCGCUGGAAAAAGCUGGGCCGUGACGAUCGGCGUGUUCCUUCUGGCUUGUGCCUUAAUCGCAGGUAUCGGAUUGCCUUUGGCCUUGGAGCUGCGCAGCUCGAACCUACUCGAGGCCAGGCUGCGCGUCGUCAAGAAGAUCCUCUCCAAGACGCCGCUUAUCGACGGCCACAACAACUUCGCGUGGAACCUGCGCAAGCAGCGCGGCAGCACGCGUCUGCGGGACUUCCCCUUCGACGUUGACCUGUCGAAGAACGCCUCCUGGGGUCCGACCUGGCAGACCGAUCUGAUAAGACUGCGCCAGGGCAUAGUGGGCGCCCAGUUCUGGUCGGCCUACGUUCCCUGCGAAGCUCAGUUCCUCGACGCCGUCAAGCUCACCCUCGAGCAGAUCGACGUGGUGCGGAGACUGGUGGCCAAGUACGCCGAGAAGAUGAGGCUGGUGACGUCGAGCCGGGAACUGGAACAGGCCCACAAGGACGGGGUCAUCGCCAGUCUGGUGGGAAUCGAGGGCGGGCACAGCAUAGGCGCCAGUAUGGCCGUGCUCAGGAGCUUUUAUCACCUCGGCGCGAGGUACAUGACCCUCACCCACAAGUGCAACACGCCCUGGGCUGACUCGGCGAUAGCCGAAGACCCGGACAAGGACCUGGUAACGUUGGGCUUCUUCAGCGACGGCCUGACGAGUUUCGGCAAAGCUGUGGUGCGAGAACUCAACAGACUCGGGAUGUUGGUGGACCUGUCGCACGUCUCGGUCAGGACGAUGAGGGACGCGCUGGCGGUGUCGACCGCGCCCGUCGUCUUCUCGCACAGUGCCGCCAGGGCGCUUUGCAACUCCUCGAGCAACGUGCCCGACGACGUGCUCAGGAACCUGACCCUCAACGGCGGCCUCGUCAUGGUGAGCUUCGACAGCGCUCAUCUCAGCUGCGGAGAUAAGGCAUCAAUGCACGAUGUCAUAGCCCACAUCAACCACAUAAGAAAGAUCGCCGGAGUCGACCACGUGGGACUCGGGGCCGGAUACGACGGGAUAUCCAAUCCACCAACGGAGCUCCCGGACGUCUCGGGCUACCCUCUGCUUCUGGCCGAGUUGACCCGCGACCGACGUUGGCCCACUUCGGACAUCAAGAAGCUCGUCGGGGGCAACCUGCUGCGCGUCCUCAAGGAGGUCGAGCAUCACGCCUCGACUUUGGUCGACCAGACGCCCGCCGAGGAGUGGAUACCGCGUGAGCUGAUAGAGGACACCUCCUACUGCAGGUAUCUCGGCGUCUGAGGCGCUCUCCAUCUCGCUCCACGUAUACAUAUAACUCGAGGCUCGAUUUUCGCGUGGGAAGACGAGAAGAAGCUUGUUAUACGCGCGAGUGACGCAUCCGUUGGGGAUUUUCCUUUCGCGCAACUGUCUGUCCGUGUGUGUGUGUGUGUGUCAUAUAAUGAGGCCAUAAAUAUUAAUUUCCCUGGACGAGCGCGCGUCGCUCUGUGUAAAUAUAGAUAGAAUCGUUUGCGAGACGUCUCGAGCUUAUGUUAGUGGAAAUUUAGCGCAGAGCGAGACGGCCUCUUCUCUCGAUCUCCCCCGCCGUGAUGAUCCGGUUAUCGUUGUCGUAUAUUUAUUGUUCGAGGAAAGGAUCGUCGAGGGCCAAUAUUGUAGCAACUCGAAUGGAUGAUCGAGUGUAAAAAGUUCUGCAGAGGGAGAUUAUAGUAUGAAUUUGCAAUAAGAGAAUAAAUUUGUAAUGGUUAAUAAUUGUUCGCGAAUCUCGAGUGAGAUUACGUAGUGCUGUUCUUUUUUGUCUUUAAAUCUCUGAAUAAGGCUAAGGUACGAGUUUCCGAUGUCGGUGCGAUGAUGAUAUCAUUUACGUAUACUUUGAGUGGCUCGUUACGAUAUUAUACGAUAUAAAAAUAUCACACCACCGAAACUAAAAGUUGAUGAUUUUUAUAUGGAUUUUUCAAUAAGAGACGUGAACACGAAUUCCUAUACACAACUUGCGAAGCUCAUUUUCACGUAGAACGAAAUAGUCAUCGGACCUUUUUGUACUUGAAUUAAUACAUGUAUGCAACGGUUACGUUAUACUACUGGUUAUAUACUUAUACAUAAAUAACGAUGUAAUAGUAAAGUGCGCACAAUAAUAGCUUGUACAUUGAAGUAAAGGAUUAUAUUAAAAAAAUGGUUUGAUUACGCCUUAUACGCAGCAUUGCAGCUUGUCCUUCGAUUUUUCAAAAGAAAUAAAAAAACAGACAGCAUUUGUUACUACAAAACGUUUUCAUUUGUACUGCUGAGACGAACUGAUUUGUAUUUUCGUGUAAAUAAAGCAGCAGUACUCGAAACUCAA